AUGAGAUACAUGCUGUUUUCUAACUUCGAUCAAGGAAUUGUGUUGGAUGAGGAGAGCUUUUAUUCGGUUUGCCCCGAGAUCUUAAGCUACCACAUUGCAAAACGUUGCACUAAUAAUGUAGUGGUAGAUCCCUUUUGUGGUGCUGGUGGCAAUGUCAUUCAAUUAGCGAAAACCUGUAAAAAAGUUAUAGCGAUUGACAUCGACCCGGAGAAGAUCAAGUUGGCACGGCAUAAUGCUAAGAUAUGCGGUGUUGAGGACAAAAUCCACUUUAUGGUCGGCGACUUUUUUUCGAUUUAUCAUACGAUAAAAGCUGAUGUAUUGUUUAUGUCUCCGCCGUGGGGAGGACCCGGAUAUGCAAUCAACAAAGUUUAUAGCUUAAAGUCUAUGUGUCAUAGUCAUUUUGGAGGAGGUUUUGAUAUUUUUAAACUCGCCAAAACUGUUGCACCAAAUAUUGCAUUCCACAUGCCAAAAAACACCGACAUAUCUGAAUGUUUGCGUUUGGCACAAGAUUUCGGGAAAGUUGAAAUUCAACAAAAUAUCAUUAAUGGUAAAUUAAACUCAAUCACAGCGUUUUACGGAAACUUUAAUUGGAGUAACUGA
Rhopalosiphum padi (bird cherry-oat aphid) is the source of this 600-nucleotide messenger RNA. Its product is annotated as trimethylguanosine synthase-like. Gene Ontology annotation, biological process: 7-methylguanosine RNA capping; 7-methylguanosine cap hypermethylation. NCBI's taxonomy places the organism in Eukaryota, Metazoa, Arthropoda, Insecta, Hemiptera, Aphididae. Gene Ontology annotation, cellular component: nucleus. The record is from RefSeq and is a predicted model, not a curated record. The transcript has 4 exons. The coding region runs from base 1 to 600 and encodes 199 amino acids. Gene Ontology annotation, molecular function: RNA cap trimethylguanosine synthase activity.